ACCCAAUAAUUUUUAUUUUUGAGUUUGGGCAUAGAGGAGUUUUGGGUUUAACGAGAAAAAUACCCACCACUUACCGCCUGAACAAAGCUUGAUGCUCUUUCUUGUCAUCUUCUUCCUCUCAGCCGAUCCAGUAGCUCUAACUUAAUCUCCAUGAACUUGUAAUCUGAUUUUUCUCCGUCUCAGAAAUGGUAUGUGCAGGCCGAAUACUGUAUUUAUCUUGUUCAACGACGCCGUUUUCUCCAUCCACUUCGGCGUUUCCUACCUCAACAUAUAUCCUCCAUGGAAAUCGUAGAAAUAGAAUUACAUGCCGAUCCAUGGCCUCCGAUGCUGAUGCAUCUUCAUACGCUACUUCGUUAGAUUCUGAAUCCUCCGAUAAAAACGCCGCCGGGUUUUGUAUAAUUGAAGGACCUGAGACAGUAGAGGACUUUGCUAAAAUGGAGUUGCAGGAAAUUCGAGAUAAUAUUAGAAGUAGGAGAAACAAGAUAUUUUUGCAUAUGGAGGAGGUACGCCGGCUAAGAAUACAACAAAGGAUAAAGAGUGCUGAGCUUGGGAUACUAACGGACGCACAAGAAAAUGAGCUUCCUAAUUUCCCAUCAUUUAUUCCCUUUUUGCCUCCUCUUACAUCAGCAAAUCUAAAGCAAUAUUAUGCUACUUGUUUAUCCCUCAUUGCUGGAUUUAUGCUUUUUGGUGGACUUCUAGCACCCAGUUUGGAGUUAAAAUUGGGACUAGGAGGCACAUCAUAUGCCGAUUUUAUUGGAAGCAUGCAUCUACCAAUGCAACUGAGUCAGGUUGAUCCAAUUGUGGCAUCAUUUUCUGGGGGUGCAGUUGGGGUGAUCUCUGCUUUGAUGGUUGUUGAAAUCAAUAAUGUGAAACAGCAGGAGCAUAAGAGAUGCAAGUACUGUCUUGGAACAGGAUAUCUUGCUUGUGCUCGAUGCUCCAACACUGGAUCUCUUGUUCUUAUCGAGCCUGUUUCAACAAUGUAUGGUGCAGACAAGCCUCUGUCACCACCUAAAACAGAGAGGUGUUCCAACUGUUCAGGUUCAGGAAAGGUCAUGUGCCCUACGUGUCUUUGUACUGGGAUGGCUAUGGCAAGUGAACACGACCCACGAAUUGAUCCAUUUGAUUAAAUAGAAUAUAGAUUUCCUUUACUGGAACUCUUAAUAUUGAAUAUGUAAAGUUUAGAUGAAGCGUCACCGCUAAAUGAACAACACCUAUUUUAUAAGAG
Solanum verrucosum is the source of this 1225-nucleotide messenger RNA. Its product is annotated as protein ORANGE, chloroplastic. NCBI's taxonomy places the organism in Eukaryota, Viridiplantae, Streptophyta, Magnoliopsida, Solanales, Solanaceae. Bases 186 to 1127 code for a protein of 313 amino acids. The record is from RefSeq and is a predicted model, not a curated record. The transcript has 8 exons.